Molecule: messenger RNA, 387 nt
Organism: Prunus armeniaca (apricot)
Lineage: Eukaryota; Viridiplantae; Streptophyta; Magnoliopsida; Rosales; Rosaceae
Source: the annotation of a GenBank genome assembly
AUGGCGUCGAUUGUAAGCACGGCCGGAUUAGCUUCUUGCGGUCACAGAAAACCAUCAAUGGAGGGUUUGAAACUGGGUAGCAGAAAAGCUAUCACCUUCGGGACCCAAUUGGCCUACCCUGUUUCCUCUUCUUCUGGUUGUGGUUAUAGCAGAAGGAUGAAGCCCAUGGUCGUGGUGAAAGCAGAGGCUCAACCCAUAAACCCUGAAAUUAGGAAGAGCGAGGAAAAGGUUGUGGACUCUGUUGUCGUCACUGAACUCUCUAAGCCCCUCACAGUUUAUUGCAGGUGUUGGAGGUCAGGGACUUUCCCUCUGUGCGAUGGAAGCCAUGUAAAGCACAAUAAAGCUACUGGAGACAAUGUUGGACCAUUGCUCCUCAAGAAGCAGUAA